UAUGGGAGGUCAAACCCGCGCGAAUACACCAAAGCCGGAAAUACUGGUACAUCACUUACACUGGUCGAGGGACCGAUUUUUUCGUUAAUUUAUGAUUCCUUGUAAAAAUGUCCUGUAUAGCAUGUGAAAAGUACGAGAAAAGAAUUACAAAUAUUUUUCGUGAUGAAGAACUUCGUGAAAAGUAUGAAAUUUUUACAGGGUGCAAGAUUGUUGUCGAUUCCUUCAUCUGCGAUGGCUGUAUCGAACGACUUGAAAUGUCUAUUGCAUUUCGAAGAAAUUGCAGAGAUAUUUAUCGUAAACUCUAUCCAUUAUGGAUACCAAAUGAUGAAACAUUACAAGAGGAAAAAUCUGAGAAAAAUAACAAAAACGUUAUCGAACUUCUCGUGAUAGAAGAUGAAACGAAUCAUUGUAAAGAAUUUUUCACUGAACAAGUAGAAAACAGUGGAGAAGAGCUUAAAUACAUUUCAAACAUAGAUGAUAACUACAGCAGCACUGAAAAUCAGGAGGGAGUUGAUUACGAAGACGUUUAUGUUGAAUACAUAAAUGAAAGAGAAGAACCAGAAGAAGUAAAAUUAAGGCCGAAAAGAAAGAAAGCAGCAGAACCACCACCAAGUGACGGUGAUUCAAAAAACAGAAAAUCUUAUACCGUUGAAGAUAAACUCAACAUUAUAGAGUUUGCCGAAUCAAUGAACAAUCGUGUUGCAGCAAGACAUUUCAAUUUAAAUGAAUCAUCUGUCCGUAGUUUUAGACGUCAAAAAGAAAUGCUUUUAAAAAUGGAUCCUACAAGAAAGACUAAUCGAAGAGCUUUACCUCACUGGCCGAAACUCGAGAAAGAACUUAAAAAAUUCGUUGAGGAUUAUCCAAAUAAAUUUGGUACGAAAGCCAAACUCAAGGAUAUAAAGCAAGAAGCGAUUAAACGUGCAUCGGAAUUGGGUAUUCAAAAUUUCAAUGGAUCAAAUUCAUAUAUUUUCAGAUUCCUCAAACGCAAUGAGCUUCCCUCAGCUUGUCCAAAACCACGAAAAACGAAAAUCUAAUUUUAAUGAAUGAAAGA
Messenger RNA from Clunio marinus, 1051 nucleotides. NCBI's taxonomy places the organism in Eukaryota, Metazoa, Arthropoda, Insecta, Diptera, Chironomidae. The record is from the annotation of a GenBank genome assembly.